Messenger RNA from Manacus vitellinus (golden-collared manakin), 1679 nucleotides. RefSeq names its product ectodysplasin A receptor (gene EDAR). Gene Ontology annotation, molecular function: signaling receptor activity. Gene Ontology annotation, biological process: positive regulation of canonical NF-kappaB signal transduction; positive regulation of JNK cascade. The coding region runs from base 14 to 1360 and encodes 448 amino acids. NCBI's taxonomy places the organism in Eukaryota, Metazoa, Chordata, Aves, Passeriformes, Pipridae. The transcript has 11 exons. Gene Ontology annotation, cellular component: plasma membrane. The record is from RefSeq and is a predicted model, not a curated record.
ACAUCAAGAGAGCAUGGCUCACCUGAGUGAACGUAAAUGGACUCAUGUGUUCCCUUUCCUGGUGGUCUCCCUGGUGUACUCUGCCAGUGCUGAAUACUCCAACUGCGGCGAGAAUGAAUACUACAACCAGACCACUGGCAUGUGCCAUGACUGCCCCAAGUGCGAGCCGGGUGAAGAACCUUACAUGACAUGUGGAUAUGGCACCAAAGACGAGGACUAUGGCUGCAUCCCCUGCCCUUCAGAGAAGUUUUCCAGAGGAGGUUACCAGAUAUGCAGACGGCACAAAGACUGUGAGGGUUUUUUUCGAGCCACAGUCAUGACACCUGGUGAUCAGGAGAAUGAUGCAGAAUGUGGUCCUUGUCUCCCAGGUUACUACAUGCUGGAAAACAGACCUCGCAAUAUCUACGGGAUGGUUUGCUACUCGUGCUUGUUGGCACCUCCUAACACCAAGGAAUGUGCAGGGGCUAACUCUGGCAUUUCAGCCAUUUUUCCAAGUACCUCUGGCACAAGCACUUUCUCACCUUACCAGCAUGCUCACAAAGCAGAUCUUUCAGGACAAGGACAUCUGGCUACAGCUCUUAUAAUUGCCAUGUCUACCAUCUUCAUAAUGGCUAUUGCCAUUGUCCUCAUCAUCAUGUUUUACAUUGUGAAAACAAAACCUUCUGCUCAAGCCUGUUGCAAGAGCCACUCAGUAAAAAAUGUUGAAGCUCAGGCUAACACACAAGAAGAGAAGAAAGAAGUGCAAGAUAAUGUUGUGAUAUUCUCUGAGAAAGAAGAGUUUGAAAAACUUACAGCAACUCCAGCUAAGGCUGUCAAAAGUGAAAACGAUGCAUCUUCUGAGAAUGAACGACUUUUAAGCCGUAGUAUGGAUAGUGAUGAAGAAGCUGCAGUUGACAAGCAAGGGACCCCAGAGAGAUGCUUAUUAUCUUUAGUGCAUUUGGCCAGAGAUAAAUCUUCUACAAGCAAUAAAUCAACUGGGAUUCAAAGUCGAAGGAAAAAGAUACUCGAUGUGUAUGCUAACGUAUGCGACGUUGCAGAAGGUCUGAGCCCUACAGAGCUGCCAUUUGAUUGCCUGGAGAAGACCAGCCGAAUGCUCAGCUCGACCUACAACACAGAAAAAGCCAUAGUGAAAACGUGGCGCCACCUUGCCGAGAGCUUUGGACUGAAGAGGGAUGAGAUAGGCGGUAUGACAGACGGCAUGCAGCUGUUUGACCGCAUCAGCACGGCAGGUUACAGUAUCCCAGAACUGCUAACCAAACUGGUACAAAUUGAGCGGUUGGAUGCUGUUGAAUCCUUGUGUGCAGAUAUUCUGGAGUGGGCGCAAGCAAUGCCAGCUCCUGAACCAGCAGGGACAUCCUGACAUGCCUGCCUGGGACCUGCACUUCUACAUCACCCCAAAGAAGCACGAUUUCGGCAAGCACACAAAGACUAUGGACAAAAGACCAUUGAUGUUUCUUCUACAUAAUUGCUCCUGAUAGCCAAUGGGAAGCUCUUCUCUUUGACUUCUAAAAAAAAGUGAAGUUGCACAUUUAUAAAAAUAAGAGCAGAAAUCUCCCAAGAACCUUGGUAUGAAACAUGUCAAUAAACAAAAUUAUUAUAUUAACCAGUUACUGAUAACAAGUGGACACACAAACAUCCAUUUUGCAGUCUGUAUUAUGAGUAUAAGGGCAAAUAACCCU